Messenger RNA from Salpingoeca rosetta, 1578 nucleotides. RefSeq names its product DnaJ-lik protein. Gene Ontology annotation, molecular function: Hsp70 protein binding; ATP binding. Gene Ontology annotation, cellular component: cytoplasm; cytosol. NCBI's taxonomy places the organism in Eukaryota, Choanoflagellata, Craspedida, Salpingoecidae. The record is from RefSeq and is a predicted model, not a curated record. The transcript has 7 exons. Bases 215 to 1432 code for a protein of 405 amino acids. Gene Ontology annotation, biological process: protein refolding; response to heat.
UGUGUGUGUGCGUGUGUGUGUGUGAUGAGAGGGGUGGGCAACGGUGGUGUGCUCUUGCUUUUCCAUCGAUGCUUUCCACCACCAGGCAUGCGCGUCGCAAAAGGCUUCAUUUUCUCCUGGCACACAGCAUCGCCCCCCAGCAACCAGCUUGCUGUUGCUCAACUGUGACAACGCGCGCGCAGCGUGCUAGCGUUGCAUCUGGAGAAGGCUCAUCAUGGUGAAGGAGACGCGGCUGUACGACGUGCUUGGCGUGAAGCCAACGGCCACCCAGAAUGAAAUCAAGAAGGCCUACCGCAAGCUCGCCAUGCGCUACCACCCUGACAAGACAGACGGCACCACAGAAGAAAAGUUCAAGGACAUCUCGUUUGCGUAUUCGGUGCUGAGCUCCGACGAGAAGCGCCGCAUUUAUGACCAGGGCGGCGAGCAGGCCAUCAAAGAAGGCGGUGCUUCGUCGUCCGCUGCCAGCGCACACGACAUCUUCGACAUGUUUUUCGGCGGCGGUGGCGGCCGAAGGGAGCGACGCACACGCACCAUGGUCCACGAAGUCAACGUGACGCUUGAGGAGCUGUACAAAGGAAAGACGGUGAAGCUGGCUGUGCAGCGGCAAAAGGUUUGCUCCGGCUGUGACGGCUCCGGCGCCAAAUCCUCAGGCAGCAACACAACAUGCAGCAAGUGCGACGGACAGGGGGUGGAGGUACGGCUCCGUCAGCUUGGGCCCGGCAUGGUGCAGCAGCUGCAGACGCAGUGCUCAAAGUGCAACGGCACGGGCACAUAUGUGGCGCCCGGCGACCGCUGCCCGUCAUGUAAGGGCAAGCGCGUUGUUCCGGAGCGCAAGAUCAUCACCGUCAACAUUGAACGUGGCAUGAAGGACGGCGACAAGAUCACGUUUGAAGGGCUGAGCAAUGAGGAGCCCGGGGUCAAGACCGGGGACAUUAUUAUCGUCAUCAACGAGAAGAAGCACGCCGUUUUCCAGCGACGCGCCGCAGACCUCAUCAUGGAACAGGAGAUUGAGCUUGUGGAUGCGCUGUGCGGGUUCCAGAAACAGAUCCGGCACCUUGACGGCCGCCCGCUCGUGCUCACGUCCCCGGCUGGGGAGGUCGUUCCACACGGCACCAUCAAGAUGGUGGAGGGCUGCGGCAUGCCCACCCGCCGCGGAUACCCGGAGUACGGCGACCUGUAUGUUGCAUUCAAGGUGAAGUUCCCCAAGUCUGGGUUUGCGUCGCCGGCCAAGCUGAAGAAGCUGGAGGCGCUGCUGCCGCGACGACGCGCGGGCACGGAUAUGAUUGAUGGCGAGGCGGAGGAGGUCACCAUGCAAGACUACGACCCAGACGAGUUCAACAACAAGCAAGCCCACUAUGAGGAGCGUGGCGAAGCGUAUGAGGAGGAUGACACUGGACCCAGGCGCGGCGGCGUUGAAUGCGCUUCUCAAUGAUCACAACGAUGAUUGAUAAUGUGUCGACGUGUCAUGCAUGUCAUGUCUUCUUCUUGAACCACGAACCAGCACCACCUUUCUGACCUUCUUCUGCAUACGUACCUUUGUCUGUCGUGUCGCCGUUAGUACAAUGUAAACAUCAUGAA